This is a messenger RNA of Capsicum annuum, 1170 nucleotides long. RefSeq names its product receptor-like protein Cf-9 homolog. Lineage: Eukaryota; Viridiplantae; Streptophyta; Magnoliopsida; Solanales; Solanaceae. The record is from RefSeq and is a predicted model, not a curated record. The transcript is spliced from 2 exons. Gene Ontology annotation, molecular function: protein binding. Bases 1 to 1170 code for a protein of 389 amino acids.
AUGGUCUUCUCGUUGGAUCGUCUUAAUUUAUCCCACAAGAAGCUGACAAGUGUUGAUUCAAUUCCUCUUCAGGGUGCUUAUAUCAUUGAUUUGCGGUCAAAUGUUCCACCAAACGACACACGAUUCUUCUUCAUAUCACAAAAUAAUCUGAGUGGGGAGAUUCCUUCAUCUAUUUGCAAUUCGACAUCACCGCAAGUGCUAGAUUUAGCCGCAAACAAUUUGCACUGGGAAUUCCAUGAUGUUUGGGAAAUAUCACUGCUCUCAAGGUUUUGGAUAUGCAGUGUAACAAUCUUUCUGGGAAUCUUCCAAGAGCUUUCAGCAAUGGAUUCUGUAAGAACCAUUGAUUUGAGAUCCAAUGAAUUGCAUGGUUCCAUUGGAACUCAAUCAAUUGAAAACAUGUUUCCUAAUCUUCGAAUGUUAGAUCUCUCUUCGAAUGCGUUCUCGGGAAACUUACCUACGAGUCUGUUUCAACAUUUGAAAGCCAUGAGGACAAUCGAUCAAACGAUGAUGAACGCACCAAUUGAUGUCAGAUAUCUAUAUUACCAAGACUCGGUAGCUGUCGUAACAAAGGGAUCGGAGCUUGAAGUUGUGAGAAUCUUGUCUUUGUACACCACUAUCGAUCUUUCAAACAACAAAUUUGAAGGACAUAUUCCAAGUAUUGUGGAAGAUCUUGUUGCACUUCGCAUGCUGAAUUUAUCUCAUAAUGGGUUGGAAGGUCAUAUACCACCAUCACUUGGAAAUUUAUCUGUAGUCGAGUCAUUGGACCUACCAGGUAACCAUCUUGUAGGAGAGAUACUAGCACAAUUUUCUUCUCUUACAUAUCUCAAAGUCUUAAAUCUCUCCCACAAUCAUCUCCAAGGAUGCAUCCCUCAAGGACCUCAAUUAGCUACAUUUGAGAAAAAAUCAUAUGAAGGCAAUGAUGGAUUACGUGGAUUCCCAGUUUCAAAAGGCUGUGGCAAUGAUCAUGUGUCCGAUACCGUAUCUGGACUAGACGAUCAUGAAAGCUAUUCUGAAUUUCUCAAUGAUUUUUGGAAAGCGGCUCUUAUGGCUUAUCUCAAUGAUCAUAUAUCCAUAAUAUAUAUGAUCUCAACCAGAAAUCCGAUGUGGCUUGCAAGAAUCACUUUGAAACUGGAGCACAAAAUUAUUACGGGAAGGAAAACAAAGCAAUGA